Molecule: messenger RNA, 1668 nt
Organism: Saccostrea echinata
Lineage: Eukaryota; Metazoa; Mollusca; Bivalvia; Ostreida; Ostreidae
Product: radial spoke head 14 homolog
Exons: 10
Coding region: 86-1111 (341 amino acids)
Molecular function (GO): protein binding
Source: RefSeq, a predicted model, not a curated record
CACUAGUAACGAGAGUAAAUUAUUGUCGACAGAUUUCGUGUUUGUUAGCAGCAUACAGUGAUUGUUUACAUCUAAGAUUGACAAAAUGGCACAAACAGUUAUUUCUGCAUUGUAUCCACCGCAUAUAGAUCCAACACGGACACCUCUGGCCUAUGGAGAUAGAGCACUUCCAAGACUGAAUAGGGAAUUGAAGGAUUCCACACUUUUGAUUCGCCAAAGAGCUGUGAUGUCAUUAUGUGACCAUUUACAUGAUCCUGAACACAUUGCAGAGGCUCUAAGAGUUGGAAUAGCAGAAAGCUUGAAAACUUUACUCACUGAUUCUGAUUUAACAGUCAGACAGAAAGCCACUGAAUGUUUAUAUGUAAUUGGAGGCCAUGCAAUAGGUAGAGAUGCCUUUUUGGAAAAUGGGAUCAUACCACCAGUGGCAAAAUUGUUUGAUGAUAAAGAAGACAUUGCCAGGAAGAAUGCACAUCAAGCAAUAGAAAUGAUAUCUGAAACACCUCCAGGGGCUGAAGGAAUUGUAGAAGCCAAUUUAGUUUCUAUUCUUGUGAAAAAAUUGUCUUCAGAGAAAGAUGAAAUUAAGAUUUUGAUUUUAGACACUCUGCAUUACUGUAUGAGAGUGAAUACCGUACAGGCGCUGGGCGCUGGAGCAAUGGAGACAUAUACAAAGCUUCUAGACCAUGCUUCUGAUGUGAUCAGAGCUAAAGCUGCCAGAGAUAUCAUGGAUCUUAGUGUUCCUCUGGAUGGUAAGAAUAAAGCUGUAGAAGUCAAAUCUGUUCCAUCCUUAGUCAGACUUCUUAAGGACAAAGAGCCAGAUGUGCGGGCAAAUGCAGCAGGUGCUCUCAUGAUGAUUACAAUAACAACAAAGGGUAAAUACACAGCAAUUAAUGAAGGAAAAGCCAUCCAGCCUCUGGUAGACUUAGUGGAUGAUCCUGUCAGUGAAGUCAGGCUAAAUGCAAUCAAGGCUCUAACUUGUUUGUCAGAGGCACCUGAAGGGAGAGCUGUAUUAUUGAAACAUGUAGAUAAGAUUAAGGCCCAUGAAACAGACUCCAUUCCUGCUGUUGUUAAAGCUGCCACUAUUGCUGUCCGAGUAAUCACAUGGAAGCCAUGAGAGACAAUUAUGACAUUUACAAAGUGUUGGGUGAAUGUGUCUACUGUAUGUAUGUGGAGUGAAUGUAUCAAGUAUGGAAUGAAUUGUUCAUUUAAAUCUGUGAUAUGUAAAUAGUUAUUUCAUCAUCUGUGUGCAAUCAUGAAUGUAUGAAAGUUAUCCUUCAAUGAUAAAUGUAUAAUUUCAUUUGACAAAAUUAAUGUUAUAUAAAUGUAUGUUCAGUAUCUACAGAAAAAUAUGAUAAUUGAAGAAUUUUCACUCUGGACUGAAUAUUUUUUACACAAAGAAAUGUGUUUAUCUCAAGUUUGUAACUUUAAUCCUGGUUAAUAUAGAAUGUUUAUUUCAAAUACAAUAUCUAUCUAUGAUAAUUUUAUUUUUAUUUGUAACUUUAAAACACUCUAAACAUUGCUUACUAUAACCCAUAGUUUUCUCUCUUGUAUUGUAAAUAAUAUAAAAGUAAAAUGUAGAUUAUUGAUUAACAAGAAAGUGUAAAUGAGCUCCAUUUCUUGUCCUAACAAUUAUAAAGAAUUUAACGUCCAUUAAAUUAAAAUACAGUCAAA